This is a messenger RNA of Aegilops tauschii subsp. strangulata, 1838 nucleotides long. Its product is annotated as SUPPRESSOR OF GAMMA RESPONSE 1. Lineage: Eukaryota; Viridiplantae; Streptophyta; Magnoliopsida; Poales; Poaceae. The record is from RefSeq and is a predicted model, not a curated record. Gene Ontology annotation, molecular function: DNA-binding transcription factor activity; transcription cis-regulatory region binding. Gene Ontology annotation, cellular component: nucleus. Gene Ontology annotation, biological process: regulation of DNA-templated transcription.
CCCAGGGUGCAGUAGUAUACCGCGUGCACCCCGUGGUCAACUCCGAUUCAAAAAAACAAUCCCACCACUCUCCGCUUCGACUCCUGACUCCAGACGCCGCCCCCGGCCCCGCCCCCGCCGGAACCCUAGGAAGUCGCCGCCCGUCGCCGGGCACGCGGCCGCCGCCAUGACCGGGACAUCCUGGCUAAUUGAUAGCCAAAGAAUUGCUUCGAAAAUAAAAAACGUUUCUGGGUCACGGGAUCUCAGUAAACAAAAAUGGUUGAGCAACCCAACUAAGGAGUGCCCGAAUUGCAGCCACAGCAUUGAUAACAGUGAUGUUGUUCACCAGUGGCCUGGUUUGCCAAAGGGUGUAAAGUUUGAUCCGUCUGACCAGGAAUUGCUUGGGCAUUUGCUGGCAAAACAUGACAGAGCAGGUUCUCAACCUCACCCAUUCAUCGAUGAAUUUAUUCCAACAGUUGAGGAAGCUGAUGGUAUCUGUUACACUCAUCCACAGAAACUUCCAGGCGUUAAGCAAGAUGGAAGUGUAUCACACUUCUUCCACAGAACAUUUAAAGCAUAUAACACUGGGACUAGGAAGCGUCGAAAGAUCAACACUAGUGAUCUUGCCGAUGUUCGCUGGCACAAGACAGGCAAGACAAAGCCAGUAAUGGUUGAUGGACAGCACCUUGGCUGUAAGAAAAUAAUGGUGCUAUAUAUGAGUACUGUGAAGGGUGGGAAGCCCAAGAAGACUAACUGGGUGAUGCAUCAAUAUCAUCUAGGCACUGGGGAAGAUGAGCAGAAUGGGGAAUAUGUUGUCUCCAAAUUAUUUUUCCAGCAACAGAAUGGGCAAAAGAGUGCAUUAGAGCUAACCAACACAGAUGUGAUGGAAACUACAGUUGCUGAAGCAGAUCUUACUGACCUCCCUGAACCAACCGCGGAAGAAGAAGAUGAACGUAUUAGUAGUAUUAGUAACCAAGAGUUUCUUCUUAAUAAUGAAUAUAAUGCUGACGAGGAAGCCCUUCAUAGCCAUGAACAUAAUACUUAUCAGGAAAACGGAGAUUGUGAAAUAAAAAUGGAAGAAAAAGCUGCUGAUGAAAAUGCCGUCUAUCCAUCCUCUGAAAAACCCGAGGAUGGAGAUAAUCCACCAUCACAAGAUCCAAACUUGUGGGAAGGUGAUUCCCAGUUUCUGUUAGAUUCUCAGCAACUAGCAGAAAACUUGGCCAUUUGUGAUGAGUUCCUGCAGAGUCAGACCUCAUGCGGCGAUGGAGAUGAACCAGGUUCGAUCAAGCCUCGCCUGGCAGUUUAUGCCCAAUUGCCAGUAGAGGACUUGAAGAAAGAUCUGCAAGAAUACAAGGACUUGGGCCCUUCAGACAAUGCAAAUCUUGAGCCUGAAAACAAUGCUGAACUUCGAUUGAGCCAACUCGAAUUUUCACAGGACAGCUAUACGAUUGGAAUUUUCACAGGGCAGGCGGCUGAUUGACGUCGUCUCUCCUUGAAUGCAUUGCCAGCACCCUGCGCAUGAAGAAACAUCUGAAACCCCUUUUUGCGAGACAAUAUUAGAGCAAUGUGCUGCAAGCAUCACCAACUGUGGUUUUCAGCUAUGUGGUGAUGUGGCUAUUUUGUAACCUGCCAGCUUAAGACGUUGGCACUGUAUAUGAGUCGGGGUUGUUUAUGCACUGAUGAGUUGCUCUCAGGCAUACGAACUGUUAAAUUAUGAAGAAGGCCAGAAGGUGUGAUGCUGUGCGCUGGUUACUGUUCAGUCCUAGAACUAGCUAUGUCUGGCAGCAUGCGCUUGUAAAUUGUAAGGAUUAGCUGCCUCAUUUUGGGAAUCUUGAAUGAAAUGCUAAAUGAUUAGCUGA